AUGAGUAAUGAUUAACCAUUUGAAGAUGUCGAUCAAUUUCUUCAUCCCCUUGCCAAUCAAUAGGCCAUUCCGAAUAUGCUGUAAUAGGCUAUCACAUAAGACUAACUUCUAGCUUAAAAUGUUCGAUUAUUGCAGCAAUUACAUGAGCAAUAGAGAAUGUUGAAUCUGUAGAGCAUCUUCACGAAUAACAUGCUUAUGAAUCCCUUGAUUCAAUAGUAAGUGAACUAGGAAAGUAAAAAAAUAAAGAAAGCCAAUAAGACAAUCAAAACUAUACCUUCUACAACGAGUCUUAAGGAUUGCGCUUAACCAAUCUAGGAAAUCAAAGGAAAUGUUAAAAAUGCCUACAUCAAGAAAAUCACUUCCUUGCUUAGUGUGGAAGGAGACAAGUUGCUUGAUGAGGACUUGUAAGAAGACUUGGAUUUGGAGAGCUAUUCGGAAGCGUAAGAUAAAAGUAAAUUGGCAGGCCUUUUGGGUUCAAACAACGAUCUAUUGAACAGUGAAUCAAAAAACAAAAGAUUGAGACAAAGUGCCAAAAAUUCUAGACUUCGAAAAAAGGUGUAUUUGAAAUUGCUUGAAAAAAAAGUUUCUGAAUUGGAUCAACAAAUCCAAGAGUACAAAAAAACAACUAGACAGUCAUUUGAGUAUCUGACUCAAAUAUUGCAAUCGCAUCCCAUUUUAAAUAGCAUGAUUAUAGGAAACUCAGCAGCAAUCGAUUAAGUCUUGGAAUGUUCCUCAUCUGAUUAAGCCUAAUUGGUAUUGGAUUCAUAUUUAAUGAGAUACGGCACUUGUGGGAUCAAAAGGAGAGAUUACGUUAAAUAUGCAGUUAAAAAUAUACAGAAGAACUUUCUCAAAGGCAAUUAUGGACUCCAACUUAUGAGUUGGAAUUAAUAAAUUUAAAAUUGUAAAGAGUAUUAUGACACUGAAUUCAAUCAAUAUGUGGAAAUCGUUAAAGAGGAGGCCAAACUCGAAGAUGACAAUCUUGUUUAUAGUGUGUUACCUACUAUCGAUAAAAUGCUAAACCAUCGCAAAAUGUCUUAAUAGUAUGAAAGAAUUUUACUCUUAGAUAAUUACUUAAAUUUAAUUAGGAUAUCAAAAACUUAAAAUAGAAUUAACAAGAGAUUGAGGAAACAAUUAAUCAGUUUACAUAAUCAUUAUCUCCCAUCUAACAUUUAGAAUUCAUAAAAUAGGUGGAGAAGGUGGGGACUUUCAAUCGUUUUAAUAAAUGAUCAAUAUAUAUUUGUCUUAUUCCAAACUUCACGAAAUAUCAAAAAUAUUAAGCAAAUUUUGAUCUCAUUUACUAUUUUUUGUAUUUACUACAUAUAAACAAUACCACUUAAAUUUAAGUUUGAUUACUAAUUCUGA
Messenger RNA from Paramecium tetraurelia, 1362 nucleotides. RefSeq lists its product as uncharacterized. Lineage: Eukaryota; Ciliophora; Oligohymenophorea; Peniculida; Parameciidae. The transcript has 4 exons. Gene Ontology annotation, molecular function: DNA-binding transcription factor activity. Gene Ontology annotation, biological process: regulation of DNA-templated transcription. The record is from RefSeq and is a predicted model, not a curated record.